AGCUCCAAGAGGACUCUUCGUAUGGCUUAAGCAAUGGACACAAUGACAAGUCAGCAUCCUAUGUGGAAUGAGCAGAAAAAAAGAAAAGAAAAAAAGAAGAAAGUUGAUAUGGAGUGAGGGAGGGAGCUUCUGCAUUAUUCCAUCCUUCUCUCGAUCCCAAACCACAGAGUCAUCUGCAUACGUUCAUUCUGUUUCUGAUGAUCAUAUAGUUUUUUUUUUUUUUUGUAGUUAUGGUAAGCUUCCUGAUUUCAUUCUUUUGCCUCAGUUUGAAUUCAUUGACCAUCUUUUUCCUUGAAAAUGCGUUUAUUGUGUAUGUUUGGAUGCUCCAGGGAAGUCCGGUAAACAUCAUAGUUGGAUCACAUGUGUGGGCAGAGGAUCCUGAGGAUGCAUGGACCGAUGGGGAAGUGAUAAAAAUCAAUGGCAGAAGUGCCACCAUUAUUACCACUAACGGGAAGACAAUAAUUGCAGACAUUUCCUGUAUCUACCCAAAAGACACAGAAGCACCACCAGCAGGGGUCGAUGACAUGACCAAGUUAGCUUACCUCCAUGAACCGGGAGUCCUACAUAACCUUGACUGUCGGUUUGCACUCAAUGAGAUAUAUACUUACACUGGGAACAUUCUAAUAGCGGUGAAUCCUUUCCGAAGACUGCCACACUUGUAUGACAUCCACAUGAUGCAGCAGUAUAAGGGAGCUGCCUUUGGAGAGCUAAGUCCACACCUCUUUGCUGUUGCAGACACUUGUUAUAGGGCAAUGAUAAAUGAACAGGGAAGCCAGUCCAUUUUGGUAAGUGGAGAGAGUGGAGCUGGUAAAACGGAGACAACAAAAAUGCUCAUGAGAUACCUUGCAUUCAUGGGGGGCAGAUCUGUCACAGAAGGAAGAACAGUAGAACAACAGGUUUUGGAGUCCAACCCAGUCCUGGAAGCAUUUGGGAAUGCCAAAACUGUGAAAAACAAUAAUUCAAGUCGUUUUGGUAAAUUUGUUGAGAUUCAAUUUGAUAAGCAUGGAAAGAUAUCUGGAGCUGCAAUUCGUACAUACCUUCUUGAAAGGUCACGUGUGUGCCAAGUCUCUGAUCCAGAGAGAAACUAUCAUUGUUUCUACAUGCUGUGUGCAGCACCGCCGGAGGAUGUUAAAAAAUUCAAGUUGGGAGACCCGAGGACAUUCCAUUAUCUUAAUCAAUCAAACUGUUAUGAAGUAGCAAAUGUAGAUGAUGCAAGAGAGUAUUUGGAGACCAGAAAUGCAAUGGAUAUUGUAGGGAUCAGCCAGGAUGAGCAGGAUGCUAUAUUCCGCGUGGUGGGUGCAAUCCUCCAUCUUGGGAACAUUAACUUCAUCAAAGGGAAGGAAGUUGAUUCUUCCAAACUAAAAGAUGAGAAAUCAAAAUUCCAUCUUCAAACUGCAGUAGAGCUACUCAUGUGUGAUGAGAAGAUGCUUGAAGACUCACUUUGUAAGCGUGUCAUAGUCACUCCCGAUGGUAACAUUACAAAACCACUGGACCCAGAAAGAGCUGCCUUAAGUCGUGACGCCUUGGCAAAGACUGUGUACUCCAGGCUGUUUGAUUGGAUUGUGGAUAAGAUAAACAGUUCAAUUGGUCAAGAUCCUAACGCGGCAAGCUUAAUUGGAGUACUUGAUAUAUAUGGCUUUGAAAGCUUCAAGCUCAACAGUUUUGAGCAGCUAUGUAUCAACCUCACAAAUGAGAAGUUGCAACAACAUUUUAAUCAGCAUGUAUUCAAGAUGGAGCAAGAGGAGUACACAAAGGAGGAAAUCAAUUGGAGCUAUGUAGAGUUUGUGGACAACCAAGAUGUUUUGGAUCUUAUUGAGAAGAAACCUGGGGGUAUAAUUGCUCUUCUUGAUGAAGCCUGUAUGUUUCCCAAGGCAACCCAUGAGACAUUUGCACAAAAGAUGUAUCAGACAUAUAAAGGACACAAGCGCUUCAGCAAGCCAAAACUUGCUCGAACAGACUUUAUAAUAAAUCAUUAUGCUGGAGAUGUCAUCUACCAAGCAGACCAAUUUCUUGACAAAAACAAGGAUUAUGUUGUAGCAGAACAUCAAGCUCUACUAAAUGCAUCCAAGUGCCCAUUCGUUGCUAAUCUUUUCCCUCCACUACCUGAGGAGACAUCAAAGCAAUCUAAGUUCUCUUCCAUUGGUACUCGCUUCAAGCAACAACUACAGUCUUUGAUGGAAACACUGAACACAACAGAACCACAUUACAUCAGAUGUGUAAAGCCAAACACAGUUUUGAAGCCUGGAAUCUUUGAGAACUUCAAUGUCUUAAACCAGUUAAGAUGCGGGGUAACUAAAAUUCCUCUUCUACCUCACAGAAUAAAUAGCAUUUUCCAGAAAGUAUCAGAAGUUGACCUGUUGAUAAUGCUCCUCCAAAUGGUAUUCUGGCAGGGUGUAUUAGAGGCUAUUAGGAUAAGUUGUGCUGGGUAUCCAACAAAAAGAUCAUUUGAUGAGUUCCUCGAUCGUUUUGGAAUGCUAGCUCCUGAUGUUCUUGAUGGAUCUGAUGAAAAAUCAGCAUGUAUUGCUAUCUGUGACAGAAUGGGCUUAAAGGGCUAUCAGAUUGGAAAAACAAAGGUGUUUCUUAGAGCUGGGCAGAUGGCCGAAUUAGAUGCACGGAGAACUGAAGUCUUGGCUAAUGCUGCCAGACGCAUCCAGCGGCAAAUUCGAACACAUCUGACUAGAAAAGAGUUCAUUACCCUGCGCCGGUCUACUAUUAAUGUCCAGAAACUUUGGAGAGCACAACUUGCACGUAAGUUAUAUGAGAGUAUGAGAAAGGAAGCUGCUUCAAUCCGCAUACAAAAACAUGUUCGUGCUCACACUGAUAGAAAAUCAUACACAAAAUUAGUAGCAUCAGCAAUAGUUAUUCAAACUGGGUCACGAGCAAUGGCAGCUCGAAAUGAAUACAGAUACAGAAGAAGAACGAAGGCUACAACCAGCAUUCAGACUCAAUGGAGAAGAUUCCAAGCUCUCUCUGGUUAUAAACAGCAGAAGAAAGCGACUCUUACACUUCAAUGUCUCUGGAGAGCGAGGGUAGCAAGGAAAGAGCUUAGAAAGCUAAAAAUGGCUGCAAGAGAAACGGGGGCACUUAAGGAAGCUAAGGACAAGUUGGAGAAGCGUGUUGAAGAGCUAACAUGGCGACUAGAAUUUGAAAAGCACUUAAGGAUUGAUCUUGAAGAAGCAAGAGGACAAGAAAUUGCAAGGUUACAAAAUGCUUUACACGAAAUGCAAGGGCAACUGGAUGAAGCUCAUGCCUCAAUCAUACAUGAGAAAGAAGCAGCAAAGCUAGCCAUUGAGCAAGCUCCAGCAGUCAUUAAAGAGGUUCCAGUUGUGGACAACACCAAGUUGCAGUUACUGAGGAAUCACAAUGAGGAACUGGAAGGUGAGGUAAGAGAUCUGAAGAAAAAAGUUGAGAAUUUUGAGAAAAAGUAUUCCGAAGCUGAAAAAGAGAGCAAAACAAGGCUUAAAGAGGCAGAAGAGGCACAGCUAAAAGCAACAUUACUUCAAGAGACCAUUGAAAGAUUAGAAUUGAACUUAUCAAACCUUGCAUCCGAGAAUCAGGUUCUACGCCAACAGGCUUUGGUUGCAUCAACAAAGGAGGACUUCUCCGAAGAACUGAAAAUCCUGAAGAACAAGAUUGAAAUUUUGGAGUCAGAGAAUGAACAGUUCCACAACCAGGCAGCAGUUGUGAAGGAGAUAGCUACUCCUGAAAGGGUGCCACCACAAGUCAAGUCUUUUGCUAAUGGACAUCAAACGGAGGAAGAACUUCAAACAACAAAAGAAUCGGGACCUCUUGUCUCAGUCCUAACUAAACAAAGAUCACUCACAGACAGGCAGCAGGAAAAUCACGAUGUACUACUCAAAUAUCUCAUGGAGGAUAAACGAUUUGAUAAGAACAGACCCGUCGCAGCCUGUAUUGUAUACAAAACACUUCUUCAGUGGAGAUCCUUUGAAGCAGAGAAGACAAAUAUAUUUGACAGGAUUAUUCAAACAAUUCGUUCAUCUACAGAGAGUCAAGACAACGUCGACACCGAUUUAGCUCAUUGGCUUUCAACAACUUGUACCCUUUUGUUUCUUCUCCAAAGUACACUCAAGGCGAGCAAUACAAUUAGUGCAGCUUCACAUCGUAAUCGGAGCUCCCCUGCCACCUUAUUUGGUAGAAUGGCACAAGGUUUCCGUCCAUCUUCAUUGGGCACGGGAAUUUCAAGCGGGUACAGUGGAAUGGUGGGGAAACCAAAUGAACAAUUAAAAGUGGAAGCUAAGUACCCAGCCCUACUAUUUAAGCAGCAUCUAACUGCGUGUGUUGAGAAAAUAUAUGGGAUGAUACGUGAUGGUUUGAAGAAAGAGAUCAGCCCAUUGCUUAACUUGUGCAUUCAGGCACCAAGAUCAGCACGGGUCAGAUCAACAAGGGGGUCAUCUAAAAGUAUCCAUUCUAGUAUAGUUGCAAAGCAACAAACAUCAAACAUACAUUGGCAGAGCAUUGUCAAUAAGCUUCAUCAUACCUUGGGUGUAAUGUCUGGGAACCAUGUCCCUCCAAUGAUCACAAGAAAGAUCUUUAGUCAGGUCUUUUCAUUCAUCAAUGUACAGCUCUUUAAUAGCUUAUUGCUUCGACGUGAAUGCUGCUCAUUUAGCAAUGGAGAAUAUCUAAAGGCAGGUUUGCAGGAAUUGGAUCAUUGGUGUCUCAAAACAACAGACGAGUACGCUGGAUCGUCUUGGGAUGAACUCCAACACAUAAGGCAAGCUGUCGGGUUUCUGGUGCUGCAUCAGAAAGCUCAGAAAUCUUUGAAUGAGAUCACAAAUGAGCUCUGCCCGAUAUUGAGCCUUCCGCAAAUAUAUCGCAUUGGAACUAUGUUCUGGGAUGACAAAUAUGGAACGCACGGAUUAUCUCCAGAUGUAAUUGGCCGAAUGAGAGUCUUGAUGGCAGAAGAUUCAAUUAAUAUGCCCAAUAAUUCUUUCUUGCUCGACGUGGAUUCAAGCAUACCCUUUUCAAUGGAAGAGAUGUUCAGAUCCUUGAGGGACACAGAAAUCAAUCUAUCUGAUGUCGAUCCGCUACCCAUCCUACGACAAAGAUCUGAUUUCCAUUUCUUGUUACAAGCAGCACAGGGACUUACUGAUACUGAAACAUUAUAGUGUAAUUAAUUGCAAUUUUUCGCUUUUCGCUUUUGUGGUGUGGGAGAG
Messenger RNA from Corylus avellana, 5174 nucleotides. It is a transcript of the gene XIF, whose product is annotated as myosin-like protein XIF. Gene Ontology annotation, biological process: actin filament organization. Gene Ontology annotation, cellular component: actin cytoskeleton; cytoplasm; membrane. Lineage: Eukaryota; Viridiplantae; Streptophyta; Magnoliopsida; Fagales; Betulaceae. Gene Ontology annotation, molecular function: actin filament binding; ATP binding; microfilament motor activity. The record is from RefSeq and is a predicted model, not a curated record.